Molecule: messenger RNA, 626 nt
Organism: Passer montanus (Eurasian tree sparrow)
Lineage: Eukaryota; Metazoa; Chordata; Aves; Passeriformes; Passeridae
Product: protein SMG9-like
Exons: 2
Source: RefSeq, a predicted model, not a curated record
GUCCUGGGGGCGGGGCUUAAUAUUGAUUGACAGCCAUUGUGGGUGCGGUGGUGAGGCGGGGCUUUAUAAUGAUUGACAGCGGUUGUGAGGGGAUGGAAGCAGGGGCGGGGCUUGCGGUGGGAGGAGCCAAUGUGGGAGAGGGCGGGGCAUGGUAUGAUUGACAGCGAGAGAGUGGGGGCAGGGCAGGAUGUGGGGCGUGGCUUGCAGAUGAUUGACAUUGGCGGUGUGAGGGCGGGGCUUGGGAUUGAUUGACAGUUGCAUGGCUGCAAUGUGGGGGCGUGGCUUUUAAGGGUGUGGGCGUGGCCAAGAUACAAAUAAUGACCAAUGAGAGGCCAGGAAGGGGGCGGGGCUAUACUGGGUGGGCGUGGCUGUGUGUGAGCGUUGUGGGCGUGGCCUCACUGACCUCGCCCCGCCCACAGGAGCAGGGGGAGGAGCCAGCGGGGCCCCUGCAGAAGACGCCAAUCAUCCUGGCCAAGCCCCCGGCCGAGCGGCAGGCGCCUCCGGCCGCCCCCAAGGCGGGGCCGGUGCAAGCCCCGCCCCCUCCCGCGCCGGCCCCGCCCAUCGUGCUGAUGAAGGCGCGGGGGGAGGAGGGGCGCGGAGGGGGCGUGGCCUCGGCGGCGGCGGGG